This is a messenger RNA of Hemiscyllium ocellatum (epaulette shark), 1045 nucleotides long. RefSeq names its product exosome component 5 (gene exosc5). Gene Ontology annotation, cellular component: cytoplasmic exosome (RNase complex); nuclear exosome (RNase complex); nucleolus. Bases 59 to 721 code for a protein of 220 amino acids. The transcript has 6 exons. The record is from RefSeq and is a predicted model, not a curated record. Gene Ontology annotation, biological process: rRNA catabolic process; U4 snRNA 3'-end processing; poly(A)-dependent snoRNA 3'-end processing. NCBI's taxonomy places the organism in Eukaryota, Metazoa, Chordata, Chondrichthyes, Orectolobiformes, Hemiscylliidae.
GAUUGGUGCAUAGCAUUGUCAGUCAGGAGCGGGGGCUUGACGAGCGAGGCUGCUCGGUAUGGAGGCUGGUGCUGAGAGCCAGCAGCAAUUGAGGCCUUUUGGCAGUGAACACAGUCUCCUGUCCAGGCCUGAUGGCUCGGCUUGCUUCACACAAGGGGACACGACCGUCCUGGCUGCAGUGUAUGGGCCGGCAGAGGUGAAAGUCAGCAAAGAAAUCUUCGAUAAGGCCACGCUAGAUGUCCUCCUGAAGCCAAAAGUUGGAUUGCCGAGUGUCUCUGAGAAGAGCAAGGAGCAGAUGAUUCGAAACACGUGCGAAGCCACCAUCCUGACUGCUCUCCAUCCGCGCUCCUCUAUCACAGUCGUGCUGCAAGUCAUCCAUGACUCUGGAUCUCUGUUGGCUUGCUGCCUGAAUGCAGCCUGCAUGGCACUAAUGGAUGCUGGGCUGCCGAUGAAAAGUGUUUUCUGCGGGGUCACGUGUGUGAUUGACUCCGACGGAGCCAUCCUCUUAGAUCCAACAACAAAAAUGGAGAAGGAGGCUGCUGCAGUUCUGACGUUUUCCAUCGACAGUGUUGAGAAGCAAUUGCUGAUGUCGUCCACAAAAGGGUUAUACUCUGUUGAAGAGCUCCAACAGUGUGUCGCAAUGUGCCAGAAAGCUGCAGAGAAAAUCUUCCAAUUCUACAGGGAUUCGGUGAGCAGGAAAUACUCGAAAAUGAGUGACUAGAGAUGGGAGCAGUAGAGUGCCUCAGGGUCUUCAGCAAAGCCAAGAGCCAUCAAGUUCAGAAUGAAGCCAACGGACAAUCUCUGAUGGAGAGCAGUGAAUAUUCUGUUUAUAUCCUGGUCCUGAGCCUUCCAUGAUCACUGAGCCCUCGAUGAUCAAUCCUGUGGAUAGCUGUGGGUAUUCUGAGCUGGUCUGAAAGAAACUAACUCUCAGCUGUUUCAGCACUUUGGCACAUUACACACUGUACACUUUGUACACUUGCAAAGCAUGUAUCUGGAGUCAGGAAGAAGAAACUUUUUUUAAAAAAUAAAGUUUAAUGGUGAAGAA